Molecule: messenger RNA, 3498 nt
Organism: Pedinophyceae sp. YPF-701
Lineage: Eukaryota; Viridiplantae; Chlorophyta; Pedinophyceae
Source: the annotation of a GenBank genome assembly
AUGGGCUUCAAGGUCAACAUCCUGAUCCCCAUGGCCGGGGAGGGCUCCAGGUUCCGGAAGGAGGGCUUCCUGCAGCCGAAGCCGGUCAUCGAUGUGGGAGGGCGGCCCAUGAUCGACUGGGUGCUGGGCAACGUGAUCCCGGGCUCGAGCAUCGACCUUGAGCCGACGUUCAUCGUGAUCAUUCGUCGCGCGCACGACGAGCUGUACGGGAUCAAGGAGAAGCUGCUGGCCAUCCGCCCGGACAUCAGGGUGUGCUUUGCCGAGGAGCUCACCGAGGGCGCGGCCUGCACGACGCUGCUGGCCAAGUCGGAGAUCGACAACAGCGACCCCCUGUUCAUCAUAAACUCGGACCAGUUCAUCGAGUGGGACGUGGACGCCUUCUGGAGGCAGGUCAUGCAGGAGCAGGACUCCAAGCAGGGCAACAUCCUGUGCUUCGAGAUCCCGAUGGAGAAGAACGACGUCAAGUGGAGCUACGCGAAGCUCGACGCCGACAACCACGUCGUGGACGUCCAGGAGAAGAAGGUCAUCAGCACGCACGCCACGGUGGGCGCGUACUACUGGCGCCGCGGCGCGGACUACGUGGCCUGCGCGGAGGAGAUGAUCCGGCGCGAUAUCCGCGUGAACGGCGAGUUCUACGUCGCCCCGGUGUACAACAUCGGCGUCGAGCGCGGCAUGAAGUUCACGAUUUCCGACUGCGAGCGCAUGUGGGGCCUGGGCGUGCCCAACGACCUGUCCGUGUUCCUCUCCGAGUACCUGCGGCCGCGCCGCAGCAAGGACGCGUCGCUCCUGACCGCGCGCAGCGACGUCGGCAAGGUCACGGCGGACGCCGCGUCCGAGCUCGACAACCUGCGGCGCCUGCGCUACAUCGCGCACCGCGGCAACGUGAACGGCAAGGACGUGCCGAGCGAGAACGACCCGGCGUACAUCAUGAAGGCGCUGAACGCCGGGUUCGACGUCGAGGUCGACGUGUGGUACGACCCCGCGCAGAAGAAGUGGAUGCUGGGUCACGACGAGCCCGAGUACGAGGUCCCGUUCGACUUCUUGCUCAACAAGCGGUUCUGGCUGCACUGCAAGAACGCCGAGGCCCUCAGGGUGCUCGCGGGCGACCCGCGCGUCACGUGCUUCUUCCACGACGUCGACGAGUUCACCCUCACCUCCAAGGGCCACGUGUGGAUCUACCCGGACAAGCCGCUCCUGGGGCCCAACUCCAUCGCCGUCAUGUUCUCCGAGCCCUCGAAGCUCCUCGGCCAGCCGCUCCUCGGCAUCUGCGCGGACAACGUCGGCGAGCUCCGCGCGCAGGCCGAGGCGCGCAUCAACACGCUGCUCAACCCCGCGGGGCGCCCGUCCGCGCCGCUGCCGAGCCUGCCGCCCGUGGACAAGCGCGUGAAGCUCGUCGUGUUCGACCUCGACGGCGUCCUCGUCGAGUCGAAGGACCUGCACUACGACGCGCUGAACGACGCGCUGGCCCACGUGGCGGGGCCCGACUUCGUCAUCGGGCGCGCGGAGCACGAGUCGGUGUACGACGGCCUGUCCACGAACCAGAAGCUGCGCAUCCUGACCGCGCAGAAGGGCCUCCCCGUGGACCUCCACAACGAGGUGUGGCAGUACAAGCAGGAGCGCACCCAGGAGCUCUUCCGGCAGCAGAUCCGCGUCGACAAGGACAUCCAGGACACCAUCAUCGCGCUCAAGCAGUGCGGGUUCCCCGUCGCCGUCGCCUCCAACUGCAUCCGCAGCUCCGUCUCCAGCCUCCUCGAGGCCAUCGGCGUGCUGCACCUCGUGGACGCCUUCUUCUCCAACGAGGACGUGCCGUCCGCGAAGCCCGCGCCGGACAUCUACCUCAAGGCGGCCAAGUCGUUCUCGGUCCCGCCGAGCUCCGUCGCCGUCGUCGAGGACUCGGUCAAGGGCUUCGAGUCGGUCGUCCGCGCCGGGUGCAACCUGCUGCGCGUGGAGGGCCCGCACGACGUGCGCGCGAGCAAGCUCCUGCCGCGGAUCUUCGAGGUCGAGAAGCAGUUCGACACGCACGUCAACGUGGUCUUCCCGCUCGCGGGCUCCCACGUCCAGUACUGGCUCAAGGGCCCCGAGCGGCUGCCCGAGGGCGUGCCCGUGUACCUGGCCGACGUGGGCGGGAAGCCGCUGAUCGAGUGGGUCGUCGAGAGCGUCAACAACUCGGGGCGGAAGGUGCACUUCACGUUCAUCGUGCCCGCGGUCGAGGCCGAGGCGUUCAGCCUGCCCAGCCUGCUGUCGCGCGCGACGAACUUCGCGCCCACCACGGUGCUGACGCUCAGCGCGCCGACGCUCGGGGCCGCGAAGACCGUCCUGCGCGCGAAGCACCUGGUCGACAACGACCGGCCGCUGCUGAUCUGCGACGGCGGGCACGUGCUGCGCUGGGAGAAGGACGUGGGCGACAUCCUGAACUGCAGCGGCGACGGCGCGGUGACGGUGUGCGAGGGGACCGACCCGCGGUGGAGCUACGUGCAGCUCGCGCCCGCGCGCGACACCGUCGAGCUGAUCCGCGAGAAGGCGCCCAUCAGCAACCUGGCGUGCACGGGCACGUACUUCUGGAAGCGCGGCGCGGACUUCGUGGCGGCGGCGGAGAGCAUGAUCGCGAAGAACACACGCGUGAGGGGCGGGUUCUUCAUCGCGCCGGUGUACAACGAGGCGAUCGAGAAGGGCAAGAACAUCAAGAUCGUCGGCGUGCAGCGCUGCUGGCACGUCCGCGGCCUGUCGGAGGUGCGCUCCUUCGCCAAGGAGGUCAUCACCGCGGGCGCCGCGAAGCAGCUCGACGGCGUGUACGAGGAGAUGCGGGAGCGCAACUCGCGGAAGAUCGCGGAGAAGGGGUACGGCCACGACGAGAAGCUGCGCGGCGAGGACGGCCGGAGGUGCCUGGCCGUGUACACGCUGGCGGGGGCCGACAACUUCUCCGGCGGCGCCAGCUUCGGCGACCUGGUGGCCGACCUGACGAACGCGCUCGGCUCCAACCAGGUCAUCUACACGGCCGAGGAGCGCCCGGGCGCGCUGUGCGCGCGCCUGCACUUCACCUUCAUGCAGCUGGUGACGUUCAGCAUGUACGCCGGGUGCCCGACGGACGAGGAGUACCGCGAGGCCGUCGAGGCGAUCCUCAUCUCCAACCUGCCGUCGUUCGAGGUCCGCUUCGACCGCCUCAUCUGCACGCCGGGCAACCUGCUGCUGACGGGCUACCCGACCGCGGACCUCAACAACGUCCGCGAGACGGUCCGCAAGGAGAUGGCGCGCGCGGGGCUGCCGCUGUUCGAGCCGUACAAGGUCGACAUCAUGCACAUGACGCUCGCGCGCUUCGCCAACCCCGUGUCGGACGCCCAGAAGGCUGCGCUGGACCAGAUCAUCGACAAGUACUCGGGGGCGAAGCUGGCGACGCUGCGCGUGAACGAGCUCAAGAUCUCGCCGGCGUCGUGGAAGAUGCAGCACGCGGAGCUGGCCAUGCACGCCGCGGAGACCAGCCACGUCGUGCUGCAGGGCUGA